This is a messenger RNA of Gigantopelta aegis, 2972 nucleotides long. Its product is annotated as centromere protein L-like. NCBI's taxonomy places the organism in Eukaryota, Metazoa, Mollusca, Gastropoda, Neomphalida, Peltospiridae. The record is from RefSeq and is a predicted model, not a curated record. The transcript has 12 exons. The coding region runs from base 391 to 1416 and encodes 341 amino acids.
UUCGUUUAAUUACUCCUAAAACUUUAUUACUUGUUUUAAAUAAAAUUCAUUGUUUGAUACAAAAUUAUUCGGAAAAAUAAGUGUAAUAAUUUUACCUAAUGUAACCGGCAAAUGAAUAUUUUUAUUUUAAACCAAUAAAUGAUUCAAUAUUAGCCCGCGCAAUUCAAGAAUGAAAUGUAAAAAGUGCCAAUCCAAUCACCAAUCAUCCAAUGUGAAUGUGUUUGUGGACAAUAUCGAAGGGGAACGCCCCCAUAGUUAUUUUGGAGGUAAACAGGCAUCGUGUGUGUUGGAGUGACUGAAUACAUAAUUCUAGAGAUGACUGUAGAUGAAAGAAAUAUAACUUGCUACCAGUAAUAGUAAUCAAGACAGCGACUGAGCAACUCUUUUCAAAUGGAGAGUGCCCAGAGUGAGCAGACGACUGCGUCGGGUCUUCGUGUUUCUCAGAGCGCAUGCAGAAAUGCUGUGUUGUUCAGGACACCAAGGAGCCGAAGGAUUACAGGUGUCAGAUCUUUCUUCCGGAGGACUCCUACCAGACAGGAAGAGGCGAGGCUUGAUCAUUCUGAAGACAUUAUUGUCAACAAGACAUGGAAGUUGUACCGAUUAUCUCCCCUGUAUAAGUUCAGUCACAAAGCGUCUGACCUGAGAAGAUAUGGAACAUGCCUGGCAUCAUUUAUUGCCAUUGAGCGAGCGAAAGGCUUUGAUUUUGAGUCUGACAAAGUGGACAAAGCCAUCUUCAAUAUGAACAAAGGAAUCAAAGUGUCUUCAGUGGAUCCUGAAGCUAUACAGAUAGUAAUCUCAGGAAAAUCAAAACCAGAAUCGGAAUCUUCGACCGUUCUGCUGACGGCAGUUUUAUGUGGGGUCGACAUGGAGGAAAACCCAAUCAACGAGAAUUCAGACAAUUUUACAUUUUACCCCAUAAUGCUGAUGAAGAGUGCAGUGAAACUGUCACAGUUUUUUAUCACAUGGAUGGAGAGGCAGUUUGACUGUCGAAUUACUCCUUUCAAACUGAGUCCACACCAGUUGUCCUGGAUGGUAGCGAUGUGGAGCGGCCUGGCGUCAGAUAGUACAAACAAACCGAUAAAGUUGGUGUAUUCUGUGCCACCAGAGGUUGAAGGUUUGAAGCAAAUUACAUACAGCAUUGACCCACACGACUGCAAGGAAUUGUGGGAAAGUAUACACGACAAGAGUAAGACAAUGUUUACAGAAGAAGAAGUCAGCAAGUUCAUGUCCAGUAUUGAGACUCAUUUCUUUAACUGUUUCUUCAUCCGAAUUUCUGCAAUGCCUUUGACUAGUACAGGAACACCUGUUGCGUACUGUGAUGGAUCGGGCAAAAUAAAGAUUUUCUCACACAAGCACGUGACCGCUGUUCUGCGAUAUCUGACGGAACUUUCGCUGGAGCAGUUCAUCCAGAUAUGAACAUUAACAGUGGCGGCUCACCCGGUCCACACACCCCCCCCCCCCCCCCCCCCCCCCCCGAGAAUCCGAGGAAUCCCUUCAGGAACGUGGCCACAUGUCAUUGCCCCCCACCCUCCCCCAAAUAGAUUUUCUGGAUCCACUACUGAUUAAACAGUGUAUUGUGUUAAAGUCAUUGACCCUGAUGAUUUUUGACUAUUAUAGGGUUGCCUUUUUUUUUUGCCAAAUGAUACAUUAAUUAAUUAUCAAUUUUGGCUAAGCCAUGGUGUUUGUGCUCAUUCUGUUAUUUGUAAUAGCUCAAAAUGCAUUUCAUGUGAAGCAAUGGGUACCUGUGUGAAAAAUUGGGCCCAAUAUCUUUAAGCUUAAAAACGAAUCUCCAAUAGCAUUAAUAGUGCUUGGUACCUUGGGCAAUUGUCUGGAUCCUAACGAGGCUCUGGGAAUGUUAAAGUAUAAAUUCUACCCUUGUUAGAGGCAUGGACUAACUUGGUAGAGUGCUCGCCUGAGGUGCUUGGUCAUGGAAUCGAACAACAUCACUGGACCCAACAACAUCACUGGACCCAUUCUCUUGAGCCAACAAGUGCACCGUGACUCGUAUAUCAAAGGCGGUGGGCGCAGUGUCCUUUAAAACGGUGUGUCAAAUAGGAACAAAUGUUUGACAUCCGAUGGCUGAUAAUUAGUAGUGUUGUUUAACAAAACUUUUAUUAUAUUUUAUUUAAAUAAAACUUAUUUCUAACUUAAUAUCACUAAGUGCUAUCCUAUCUGGGAUAUAAAAUGGAAAAUGUAGCGGGUUUCCUCUCCAAGACCAUAUGUCAAAAUUACCAAAUAUUUGACAUCCAAUAGCUGAUAAUCAAUAAAUUAUUGUGCUCUAAUGUCGUUAAAACAAACUUUAACUGUAAAUAAUAAUGUUUUUCAAAUUGUUUACGAAAUAAUUUUAAGUAUAAAAAUGUUUUAAUCUGGAUUUAAUCAGAACAUGUUUUGAAAUUUGAUUUUUAAUUGUAGUGAAUUUUUUUAAUGUUCACUAAAACAUUAAAUUUGUAUUAUGCUAUAGUUAUAGACACUUAAGAUUGUUAACGAUUGAGAUUACUGCUUUUUUCAAUGCCUUUUGAAAAAUUGCUGUCAUUUAUUUAAAACCUUGUACUCCAUGACUUCACACUUUGACGAAGGUUUCACUAUAUUGUGUAGACAUCAAAAUUAAUUUUAUUUGUAUAUAAUGACCGUUAAACCGUCAGGGGCAUCACUAGGGGAUUUAGUGAUAAAAACAAACCCCUUUUAAGUCGCUCUUUUCAGUGUUUUUACUGUAGCUUAUUUAUACAUGGUAACUUGCUGCCUGUCGUAAAAAGAGUAGCCUGUGUGGCGACAGCGGGUUUCCUCUAAAAACAGUGUCAGAAUGACCAUAUGUUUGACGUCCAAUAGCUGAUGAUAAGAUAAAAAAAUCAAUGUGCUCUAGCGGCGUCGUUAAAUAAAACAAACUUUACUUUAUACAUGGUAAAACCUGUACAUCAAUGAACGUCUUUUAAUUUAGUUAGGUAAUGUGCAUUUAAAUAAAACGUAUAUGUAUA